Molecule: messenger RNA, 714 nt
Organism: Capsicum annuum
Lineage: Eukaryota; Viridiplantae; Streptophyta; Magnoliopsida; Solanales; Solanaceae
Product: 4-hydroxy-3-methylbut-2-enyl diphosphate reductase-like
Exons: 6
Coding region: 1-714 (237 amino acids)
Biological process (GO): DNA integration; dimethylallyl diphosphate biosynthetic process; isopentenyl diphosphate biosynthetic process, methylerythritol phosphate pathway
Molecular function (GO): metal ion binding; nucleic acid binding; 4-hydroxy-3-methylbut-2-enyl diphosphate reductase activity
Source: RefSeq, a predicted model, not a curated record
AUGGACAAUGCUGCAAAUCUCAACAGUCGUUUGAUGGAAGAAGUGUGCCAUCAAUUUAAGAUUAUGUAUCAGAAUUCCACUCCUUAUCAUCCAAAGGUGAACAGUGUUGUGAAAGCUGCCAACAAGAACCUAAAGAAAAUACUCCACAAAAUGAUUUCAAUUGGUGAAAUUCCUUACUCGUUGAUUUAUGGAACAGAAGCAGUUAUACCUGCAGAAAUUGAGAUUCCAUCUCUUCGAGUAGUUGUGGAAGCUAAAAUUGAUGAUGAUCAAUGGGUCAAGGCUCAAUUGGAGCAAUUAAUCUUGAUUGAUGAAAAAAGAUUGAUGUCAAUUGAAGUCAAAUACAAAUUUUCUCCUAAUUGGCAAGGGCCAUUCAUGGUGAAGAAAGUAUUACCUAAUGGCGUGUUAUAUCUGACUGGUGUAGAAGGAAAAAUGGAAGAAAUGACGGUCAAUGCUGAUGAGCAUCAAGAUGCAAUGUAUAAGCUGGUGGAAGAAAAGUUGGAUCUUAUGUUAGUGGUUGGUGGUUGGAACUCAAGUAACACUUCACAUCUACAGGAGAUUGCUGAAAAACGUGGAAUUCUCUCAUACUGGAUGGACAAGAAAGAGAAUUUCUUACCAGACGGUCCUAUUACAGUUGGGGUGACAUCUGGUGCUUCCACUCCUGGUAAGCAAAGCAAGCACAAGGUCGACAUGCCUGCUCAGCUGCUUCAAUUGUAA